Lynx canadensis (Canada lynx) is the source of this 4107-nucleotide messenger RNA. RefSeq names its product C-terminal binding protein 1 (gene CTBP1). The transcript is spliced from 11 exons. Gene Ontology annotation, molecular function: oxidoreductase activity, acting on the CH-OH group of donors, NAD or NADP as acceptor; NAD binding; transcription corepressor activity. Lineage: Eukaryota; Metazoa; Chordata; Mammalia; Carnivora; Felidae. The record is from RefSeq and is a predicted model, not a curated record. The coding region runs from base 2074 to 3366 and encodes 430 amino acids.
CGCGUUUUGUCUUUUUUAAUGAGCAUUUUUUAGUUUUUGUGAUUUUUAUCAUUUAUGGCAAAACCGAAUUCUAGACAAUUGAUUACACGGCAAAACUGCUCGAGAAAAGGUACUUCAGCGAGGAGAGCAGACACAGUUCGGGACCCCAGUGACCCUGGCCCUGUCCUUACUGCCGGCCCGCAAGGAACCUCCCCCCACCGUGUGUCCUCCCCAGUCCUUUGCUGCACCCUCUCUCCCACCUCUGUGUCCUUGUGGCUCUCUGUAGUUGUUCUGAGCAGUGAGAUCACUUAGGGGGGCUUCUCUCUGGCAUUUUCUAGAAACCAGGUGGAGAUGGUAUUUUCACAACUCGAAUGCCCCCCGGCACCAGCCUAGAAGCUUCCUGUAGUCGUACGGCCUUGUUAUUCUCUCCCGCACUGGACUUGGCUUCUUCUGCUGCUGGACUUGGGUCACCCUCCCCGGCCCCAGGCACCAGGCACUGAGACCCGUGGGGCACCGGGGCAGGCGGGAGCCAGGUUGGCCUUCAUGGGCGUGUGGCCCGAGCCUGAAGUCACCACCCAUCUGCACGUGGGGCCUGACUCGGGCUGGCCUUUGAGCCCCACGCCGGCUGGUGCUUCCCUGGGUGGGGCUCACACCUCUGCCCAUAGUGAGGUGGCCCGGAAACACACCCCGACCCCUUGAGGCUGCUCGAGGGUUUCUGAACCCAGGUCAGGUUUGGCAAAGCCACGCUUCCCUCUGAAAUCAUUUUCACAGCAGAGGUUAGCAGUGGGCACAGGAGAAUCCAGGGCGUGACGCCAGAGUGCCUGAGGCGUCUGGCUCAGCUCCCCAGGGGUGCAAGGGCACUCCGGACCCGUGUGUACAGGGCGUAUGGCCCUGGGCCCCUCGGAGGACGUGCAGGCGUGCGGAAACACCGUCUGCCGAGGGCCACGCCGACCAGGGAGGAUCCGGCCGGAGACACCCUGGAUGCUUUCAGGAUUUAGGGGGAAGACUGAAGAAAGCCUAGUGACUGCACGGUUGGCUGUGGCCCGUUCCAGCCCCCCUUCCCCUGCACUCGCUGACUGUGCGGGGCGAGGCAGGGCAGACAGGGCGACCCCACUUGGCCGGGGAACGUGGGGAUCCCGUGAGGCCUGGGAAGUGGCGCUUCAUCUGGGGCCAGUCGGGGCACUCACCACCAGGGAGGCGCAGAAGUCCUGGGGAGGCCAGGCCAGCCAGACUCGAGGGCUCUGAUUCAGCUGUCCUUGGUGGACACCUGUGUCCUUGGCAGCCAGCUUGCCGCCCCUGGCCCAGACACCUCAGGCCCGCUGCUGGCCCCCUGCUGGCCCCCUGCUCGCCUUCUGAAGGUCAAGGUCGAGGGUGAGGCUUGCCUCCCGGGGAGGUGGGGCGGGGCGGGGCUGGCCUGGGUCUGGCCUUGCUGCUACCUCCUGCACCAGCCCUAGACUCCCGCACACACAGGGCCGCCCCCGCUCCCCUGCCACCACGUGUCCCAGGGUUGCUGCAGGCUGGGUCCUGCCCGGUCGAGCCCGGUCGGCAAAGGUUCGGGUUGUAAGGCACAUCCUCGCUCGGGGGCGGGGACAGAGGAUAUGGGUCAGAGGUCACACCUGCACAGACUAAAGGUGAGCAGACCCGGGAGGUGCUGUGGUCGAGCGUGGCCUUCUGGCACAGCCUAGGCUCGCGGGUCAGGACCACAGGGCACCCGCCUUGGUGCAGAAGUGGCGGUCACAGCUGGAGUCUGGCAAGGGUGAGAGCCACGUGGGUCCCGUGAGCCGCAGUCACAGAGGCCCAGGAGGCCGUUGGGAGCACGAGACAGAGGUUUGCAGGACUGGCGGCAGACCAGCCCCCAGGGCCCCGGCCUCGCACCUCGCGGACACUGGUAGCGCCUGGGGCGGGGUUCCCACGUGCCAGGAGGACCUUCAGGUCAGACUUUGACCCCGGCGCAGGCUUCAGUGGUCGCUCGAGACAAUUAAAGACGUGGGAUGAGGAUCCAGUGACAGGACGCGGUUCUGCCGGGGGAUUCUGAAGAUAAAACGCUUUGAAAAGUCGAAUUCAUGGUCGUGGAAGCUGAGCCCAUAUUAAGAAAUGUCAGGCGUCCGACCCCCGAUCAUGAACGGGCCCAUGCACCCCCGGCCCCUGGUAGCGCUGCUCGACGGCCGGGACUGCACGGUGGAGAUGCCCAUCCUGAAGGACGUGGCCACGGUGGCCUUCUGUGACGCACAGUCCACGCAGGAGAUCCACGAGAAGGUGCUGAAUGAGGCGGUGGGGGCGCUGAUGUACCACACCAUCACGCUGACCAGGGAGGACCUGGAGAAGUUCAAAGCUCUUCGUAUCAUUGUUCGGAUCGGCAGUGGUUUCGACAACAUCGACAUCAAGUCAGCUGGGGACUUAGGCAUCGCGGUCUGCAACGUGCCGGCGGCGUCUGUCGAGGAGACGGCCGACUCCACCCUGUGCCACAUCCUCAACCUGUACCGCAGGACCACCUGGCUGCACCAGGCGCUGCGGGAAGGCACACGGGUCCAGAGUGUUGAGCAGAUCCGGGAAGUGGCUUCCGGAGCAGCCAGGAUCCGUGGGGAGACCUUGGGCAUCAUAGGACUAGGUCGCGUGGGGCAGGCGGUGGCACUUCGGGCCAAGGCCUUCGGCUUCAACGUGCUGUUCUACGACCCCUACCUGUCAGACGGCACGGAGCGGGCGCUGGGGCUGCAGCGGGUGAGCACCCUACAGGACCUGCUGUUCCACAGCGACUGUGUCAGCCUGCACUGCGGCCUCAACGAGCACAACCACCACCUCAUCAACGACUUCACCGUCAAGCAGAUGCGACAAGGCGCCUUCCUGGUGAACACAGCCCGGGGCGGGCUGGUCGACGAGAAGGCGCUGGCCCAGGCCCUGAAGGAGGGGCGGAUCCGGGGCGCAGCCCUGGACGUGCACGAGUCGGAGCCGUUCAGCUUUAGCCAGGGCCCCCUGAAGGAUGCGCCUAACCUGAUCUGCACCCCCCACGCGGCCUGGUACAGCGAACAGGCCUCCAUCGAGAUGCGGGAGGAGGCGGCCCGGGAGAUCCGGAGAGCCAUCACAGGCCGGAUCCCCGACAGCCUGAAGAACUGUGUCAAUAAGGAUCACCUGACAGCGGCCACCCACUGGGCCAGCAUGGACCCGGCUGUGGUGCACCCCGAGCUCAACGGGGCCGCCUACAGCAGGUACCCGCCGGGCGUGGUGGGCGUGGCCCCCAGCGGCAUCCCAACCGCCGUCGAAGGCAUCGUCCCCAGCGCCAUGUCCCUGUCCCACGGCCUGCCCCCCGUGUCCCACCCGCCCCACGCCCCUUCUCCCGGCCAAACCGUCAAGCCCGAGGCAGAUAGAGACCACGCGAGUGACCAGUUGUAGCCCGGGCGGAGCUCUGCAGCCUUGGCGCCCUCGGACGGGUGGUGGCGGAGGCGGCGUCUGCGAGGCCACAGCGCUCCAGAGACUGUCCGGGCGCCGCGCGGGCGAGAGGCCGCUCCGCCCUCCCCGCGUCAGCCGUAGUCGUCCUUCCCCGAGGGCCAGCCGCUGUCCUGUGUUCUUUGCGUCCUCGUUAAGCAAAAGAAGUUUAGUAGUUAAUUCUAUCAUGAAUGUUCUUGUCCGUGUACAGUCUUUAGAACAUCACAAAGGAUCGGUUUGCUUAGCUGUCUACAGGAGAGAGCCCGAGGGGCCGUGCUCCGCAGGCCGGGCUGAGGCUGCGGCCCGAACACACCCGCGACCAGGCAGUUGGGCAAACUUCUCAGGACAACGACUCCUUCCCGUUUUUCUUUCUACGCCACACAGUGCAUUGUUUUUUCUACCUGCUUGUCUUAUUUUUAGAAUAAUUUAGAGAAACAAAACAGAGGCUGUUUUUCCUCAUUUUGGCAUGAACCCCCUUGUUCCAAACGAAGAUGGCGUUGUAAGUGGCUCGGAGAGAAGAGGAGGGUGUGGCGCACAGCGCGCUCCGGCCGUCGGCACCGGUCCCGGGACGUGAGGGCGCAGCGCCCUGGCCUGCGCGGGUGCCGUCCUGCUGACGUGGUAGGCUAGCAAUAUUUUGGUUAAAAUCAUGUUUGUGACUGUAACCAUUUGUAUGAAUUAUUUUAAAGAAAUAAAAACCCCAGAAAGAGC